Messenger RNA from Polypterus senegalus (gray bichir), 8551 nucleotides. RefSeq names its product integrin, alpha V (gene itgav). The record is from RefSeq and is a predicted model, not a curated record. Gene Ontology annotation, molecular function: integrin binding. Gene Ontology annotation, biological process: cell-matrix adhesion; angiogenesis; integrin-mediated signaling pathway. The coding region runs from base 422 to 3598 and encodes 1058 amino acids. NCBI's taxonomy places the organism in Eukaryota, Metazoa, Chordata, Cladistia, Polypteriformes, Polypteridae. The transcript has 30 exons. Gene Ontology annotation, cellular component: integrin complex; external side of plasma membrane.
UUCCUGUCGCUCUCUCUCUCUCUCUCAGUCGUCUUCGGCUCCAUCGCUUCGGAAUGCGAGUUUGUUUUGCCGAGUCUGGCGCGUCCACCGCACAGACAGAGCCGGAGAGAGAGAGAGAGACACGCUCGUGCUCGUACAGGCGACAAGACGGGGUGACAGAGUGACGGACGGCGGCCGAGCGAGCUAUGUAAAUAAGGCGGCAGCUGCGGUUUAUCUGUCUGGCAGAAAGUAUUAAUCAUAGAUGAGCGUCGAGGCGUGAAACCCUUGUUGCUUCACUCGCAGAGCCAGAGCGAGAGACGCAGAGAGAAGAGGUGAGAGCCGCGACGCCCCCAAGGCUCUCCGCACACACACACGGAUAGCCAGCCAGUCAGUCAGUGGGACAGACAGACUUCAUAACCCUGAGCCUUAUCUACUGUGCGUGAUGGACCGCUGUGGCCGCCUCCGUCGUAGCUGCUGCUACCAUCGCCGCGUCUGCUUCGUCCCGGCCCCGGCACUGGCAUUGGCACUCUGGCUGUGCGUAUCGUCCGCGGCCGCCUUCAAUCUGGACACGGACAACCCCUUCGUCUAUUCGGGACCCCAGGGCAGCUACUUCGGCUACUCGGUGGACUUUUACAAACCCGACCAGACCCAGUUAAACGUUUUAAUUGGAGCCCCAAAGGCCAACGUGUCCUUGCCAAGAGUCGAGGAGAGGGGAGCAGUGUACAGCUGUCCAUGGAAAACCAGCAAUGCCUGUGAACAAGUGGCCUUCGACAAUUCAGAUGAGCGUUACAAUCAAUCGGGAGACCAGAUGGAGUUUAAAGACAAGCAGUGGUUUGGCGCCACAGUGAAAGCGAAAGGAAAUCAGAUUCUGGCCUGUGCCCCCUUGUACCAAUGGCGAACAUUUGGGUCACCUGAACGAGAACCCGUGGGCACUUGCUUCCUCAAGCAAGGAAACAUCAUUGCUGAGUAUUCUCCGUGCCGAACAGCUUUAAAUAGUCCGGAAGGCCAAGGCUUUUGUCAAGCGGGCUUCAGCAUUAACUUUGUCCAGGAGAACAGAGUUCUUGUUGGAGGGCCUGGUAGUUUUUACUGGCAAGGUCAAUUAAUCUCUGAUUUGAUACCUCAGAUUAUGACUAAAUAUAAUUCAGCAAAUUUUUAUACUACAUAUAAGGAUCAGCUUGCAAGCAAGGCGGCCAAUGCUGUAUUUGAUGACAGUUACUUGGGCUAUUCUGUGGCUGUUGGAGAUUUUAAUAGUGAUGGCAUUGAUGACUUUGUGACUGGUGUUCCCCGAGGAGCUCGUGCCCUGGGAUAUGUGACAAUUUUCAAUGGCACGAAUAUGCAGUCCAUGUUUAACUUCACAGGAGAACAGAUGGCUGCCUACUUUGGUCAUUCGGUGGCAGUUACUGAUAUUAACAAUGAUGGUCUUGUAGAUCUCUUGAGUGGGGCACCACUUUUUAUGGACCGUGGACCUGAUGGCAAACUCCGAGAAGUUGGACAGGUGUAUGUUUAUCUUCGGGAGGGUCCAUCCUCCUUCCAAAAGGCAAACAAAUUGACUGGCACAGAAAUUUAUGCAAGAUUUGGAAGCUCUAUAGCACAACUGGGGGAUCUUGACCUUGACGGCUAUAACGAUGUGGCUGUCGCUGCCCCUUAUGGAGGCUCCAAAAAUAAUGGCCUUGUGUACAUUUACAACGGAAGAGUUUCUGGGCUGAGCUUGACACCAUCCCAAAUCUUAGAGGGCCAGUGGGCAUCCUCCACCAUGCCACCUAGCUUUGGAUACUCUUUGAAUGGUGGCACGGAUAUCGAUCUGAAUGGGUACCCAGAUCUGAUUGUUGGAGUUUUCGGUGCUGAUAAAGCUGUGCUCUACCGGGCUAGACCCGUUAUCAAUGUGAAUGCCACCUUGGAUAUCACACCUCCGGUCCUCAACCCGGAUGACAAACAGUGCAAACUGCCAGGCACAUCUGCUACAGUUUCAUGCUUCAAGGUUAAAUUCUGCUUAAAGGCAAGUGGAAGAGGAGCCCCUUCAAAACUGGACUUCAAGGUGGAGCUACUGUUGGAUAAACUGAAGCAGAAAGGAGCUAUAAAAAGAGUGCUGUUUUUGCACAGCAGAUCCGCAUCCCACGUAAAAAAUAUGACUGUUUCCAACGGGAUGCCACCAGCUUGUGAAGAACUAGAUGCCUAUUUACGCGAUGAAUCCGAGUUCAGAGAUAAAAUUACCCCCAUCACCGUUUUCAUGGAAUAUAUUUUGGACUACACCACAGCAGCAGACAGGACAGGCCUAAUGCCCAUUCUGGACCAGUUUACUCCUGCUAACAUAACCAGGCAGGCCCACAUUUUAUUGGACUGUGGAGACGAUAAUAUCUGCAAACCUGAUCUCAACCUGGCUGUCAAAAGUGAUCAGACGCAGAUGUACAUAGGAGAUGACAAUCCGCUGACUCUUGAAGUUACUGCAGAGAACAAAGGCGAGGGGGCCUAUGAAGCUGAGCUGUUUGUCUUUCUGCCACCGCAGGCUGACUUCAUUGGGGUGGUUCGGAACAGUGAGAAGCUGGCCAGGCUUUCAUGUGCCUACAAAACGGAGAACAACACCCGCAUGGUGGUCUGCGACCUUGGAAAUCCAAUGAAAGGAGGAACAAGCCUUGUUGCUGGUCUGCGCUUUAGUGUACAUCAGUUGUCGGAGCAGGACACUUCAGUGAAAUUUGAUUUACAGAUUCAAAGCUCAAACCAGUUCAAUAAGUCAAGCCCCAUUGUUUCCAGUGUGACUGCACUUGCAGUAUUAGCCAAAGUUGAAAUCAGAGGCGUUUCAACGCCUGACCAGCUCUUUCUUCCAAUUGCCAACUGGCAGCCCAAAGAGAAUCCUGUCCUAGAAGAUGACAUUGGACCUCUCGUACAGCAUAUCUAUGAGUUACGGAAUAACGGUCCCAGCACCUUCAGCAAAGCAAUUCUAGAGCUUGAAUGGCCCUACAAAUAUAAGAACGAUUCUCUGCUCUACAUCAUUCAGUAUGACAUUGAAGGAUACAUGAACUGCAGCACGGAUAUGGAAAUCAACCCUCUGAAUGUCACUAUGCCAAAAACGACAGAAAGAAAUGACACUAAACGAGACGAUUCCAGAGAUGAUGGCAGAACACGUAACCAUGUUAACCGACGGGACCUCAGGAACAUUGAAGGGGAGCUGGAAACACUGGGCUGCGGAAAGGCCGAGUGCCUGAAAAUCAAAUGUCAGGUUGGGCGCCUGGAAAGGGGAAAGAGUGCAAUCUUGUACAUCAGAUCAAGAUUAUGGGCUGCAACCUUCUUAAAAAGUGAGAACCAAAACCAUUCGUACUCCUUGAAGUCUUCAGCAUCAUUCCAGGUCAUAGAAAUGCCUUAUAAGAACCUGACGUACGAAAAUCCAUCCAAUGUCACAUUGGUUAGCACGUCCAUCAUAUGGGUCAAGCAGGAGUCUUCACAGCCCGUCCCUGGCUGGGUCAUUGCACUGGCAGUACUGGCAGGGCUCCUGCUCUUAGCCCUGCUCAUCUUUGUGAUGUAUAAGUUUGGCUUCUUUAAGCGUGUCCGGCCACCUCAUGAGGAUGGCACAGAAAAAGAACAAUUGCAGCCUCAGGAAAACGGCGAUGGGAUCACAGAGGCCUAAGUGAGUGGACCGGCCCUGCCGCCUGAGCUGCGCUAGUGGUCACUGCCACACAGGUCGGACUCUUCUCACUCCUAAUAACCACUCCAGAUGAUGCACUAACUGCUAACCAACCAAUCAACCAGAGAAUUAUGGCACACGCUCAGAGCUGCCAUCACUGAGCAUGUUUUAACCAUCUCAUCUGAAAAUAACACGUGUUGAUGAAAUUCUUAUCUCCUUUCCAAAGACUAUACCUACUCAAGUCCCUAUGCUAGUUGUUUAUGGUAGCAAACUUUAGAGAUGCCAGUAUUUCUACUAUGGGACUUUGUUUCUCUUCAGGAUAUCCUGGCGUUGAGUUCAGUUGCUUGGCACAGGACAUGAAGAUAAAAGUCAUUUUUUUGUUUAAUCUAUGAGACAUCAAGACUAAGGAAGAAAGAUCCUAAGGUUGGUUUGUUUUAUGAAUCUAUAAGCCGGCGCCUCUUCUUUCUCCAGCGCACAAACUAGAUGAAAAAAAAGACCAAAAUGCCAAAUGGCCACCUUUAAAUGAGAGCUGAGUAGAAAUUAGUGACUUAUCUGAAACAAAAUGAAAAUGAAUUACUGGUGUUACACUUGAGCAGAAGAUUUGCAGCAAACAUUUGAAAACAUUAAUGGCGUGGACUCUGGUGUUUGCAGAGACUGAUUAGCCUAUCAAAUCUUCCUAUUAAGACUGCUCUUUGUCAACUGUGUUGCUUCUUUGUGGUUUUUCCACUCUGCUGCGUGACAAAGGGGCUUCCAUCAGUGGAGGGGGGCACCUGCACAAGUGCAUCGGAGGGAUUGACUAUGAAAGAGCUAAGAAGUGUUGGAUGUGAAGCACUCAUGAAAUGAAAUGAAAGCGACACAAACCUUUUGGGGUCCUGUCACCUUUCUGUAAGGGGCUGUGUCAGUGCAAUGGUUAUUGCCACAUGUUCUGUCCACUUUAACGCACUCUUUUGGCCUUCUUCACUCUCUGAACUAAUCCAAAAUCCUUAUAGGCAUUGAACCAGGACUAUUCAGUUCAUUUUAUAUAGCGCCAGUCACAGCUUGCACAAUCAUAAACAAGUGGUGUGUAGAUACUGUAAACUUUAAAGCUCACCAUUGUCACAAAAGACCGCUUUUCAAGCAGAAAUAUUUCGGAGUUUGUCAGCUUCAGUCAUACAUCGGCCUUAAUCAUGUUGGCUCUGGGUGUUUGAACCAUUAGAUUUAUAGAAGGUAAUGGGGCAGGUUAAAUGAAGCCUGCUUCUGCAACGUUCACGACGUUAAACCCGUUGACAACACGGGGAUCACAUGUAGUGAUGUUAGAUUUAAUGAACUUCUUACUCGGUGAUGUGGUUUUCCCCUCAAUGAUUUUGAUUGGAAAAACUGGGAUGUGGCUUCUCGUGCGACUGAUAUAUAUAUUUAUCUCGAAUAUUGGGGUGGGGGGGUUCUGAUUGAAGAUCUCAUCAUGCUGGAAUUCAACCAAGUGCGAGGUUCCUGACACCACCGUGUUCUUCCGGUACUGCAAUUAGCAUAACGGUGGUAUGGUACUGUUAAAAAAUACAAAAAAAAAACACAAAUAAGGAACACUUUAAUUUUUCUUUUUGUUGAUUCCACAUAUUUUUUUGCUUAUUUCUUCCUUAUGGCGGUUUUGGAAUAUCCAGAUUCAACCUCUUUAAUUAGUUUUCUCAUUUAAAGUCAUUUUGAAUUACCUAAAAAAUAUUUUGCAUCUUGUGGCACUGCCAUUUUUUGCGGGCACCACUACUUUUUGUUAGCGUUUGUGUAAGGUUGCUAAUUCCCAGAAGCAUGUGGUGUGGUGUGACGUUACAUAACAUAAAGGUCAUCAUCGCACACUUCCUUGGUUGUCCAGAAUUCUGGAUAUAAACAACUUAUGACUUUUUUGGUAGUAGUUAAUGCGCAGAAUCAGCUUCAAUAAUUAGAAUCUCUACUGUGCCUCUUCGUCUUUUUGAUUUUUUGCUUUACGUAUUGGGUUUUGUAGCUUGGCAUCUUGUUGAUUUUAAUUGCCAUUGCUAGUAGUUUUGGCACUGGUUUAUGUCUCGUUCAUGUCCUACACAAGACAAAGAUGUCUUCUUUUUAUUCUUUUUACCAGUUCUUCAACUAGGCAGACCACGGAAUGCUGUGUUGAUAAGUGAAGAAUUAUUUGUAAAUGUGGUUUGGGGAGGGAGGAGAAAGUCUCCCCGCAGGACAUUUACAAUGGCAGUACAUCACAGGUCACCAUUGUAUCCUGCUGGGGAUAUCUUUGUUUCCUUUUUUAAUCUAUAAAGAUUGCUAUACUUAACACAGGUUUUCUGAAACAACUUCAAAAAACAAAUUAAAAAUUGUCAAAUUUAUCCUUAAAGACUUGGGAAUAAAAGUAGUAAAGAAUGACAAAUUUUAAGAUAGUGUACCAAGUAAAAAAGAAAUAAAAAAAAAAAAAAUUCAAAAAAGUUAAAAAAAAUAAAAAUUAUUUAGGAAAAGUCUGAAAAUGAUUUUGACUUAGAAAAUCCUAAACCCAUUUUUUAAAACUUGACAGUAACAGAAGUUAGGAAUGUGACUAAUUCAAACAGAGUACAUCGAGUCAAAUCAUUUCAAUACAAGUAGUUUAAAAAUUUUGUAUUCAAAAUAUCAAAUUUAUGUUAAGAUUUGGGAGUACUAGUAGUAAGGAAUAAAAGACUGUUAAGUGGAAAAUAAUUUAUAAAAACAAAAUCAAAAAGUCAAAAAAAUGUAGAAAAAUAGUCAAAUCAUCAAAAAAUCACUGAAUAGAUCUUUUAAGACUUUGAGGUAACAGGUAAGGAAUGACAAAUUCUAGCACUGAAAAAAUAAUUUAAGAAAAAUGUCAAAAAAUGUAUUUAAAGGAAAAAAAAAACAAGUAAAAUAUAUCAAAUUUACUCUUGGGACGUGUGAGAAACCGAGGUAAAGAGUGAUCAAUUUCAACAGAGUACAAACACAGUCAAAAAUAAUUUUGAAAAAAAUCACAAAACAUUAUUCAGAAAAAAAAAUUAAAGUCAGAAAUAAUUUGAAGUUAAAAAAUACAGAAUUUAGUCUUUAAGACUGCAACUGAUAGAAGUAAGGAAUGACGAACUCCGAGUCAAAAAUGGAACUUUAGAAAAAGUCCAAAAAUUCAAAAAUGCCAAAUGUAUCCUUUAAGAAUUGGGACAACACGAAAUAAGAAAUGACAAACUCUGAGUCUGCACCGAGUCAAACAUAAUUUAGAAACAUUCAAAAAAUAACAUAGAAUAAUAGUCAAAAAUGAUUGAGAAACAUAAAAGAAAUUUGGAAGAAAACCAUAAUAAUGUUUUAUAAAAAUAUUUAAAGACAGAAUUCCAUAAUGUAUCCUUUCAGAUUUGAGAGUAAAGGAGGUAAGGAAUGACAAAUUUUAACAGGGUCCCUGGGUUAACAGCAGUAGUCACUACUAUGCCUAAUUUGGCGAAAUGCGUUCAGAAUAAAUCUCCUUAGGGCUCGUCUAUGUCUUUCACCAAUUUUUAAUAAAUAAAAUGUAGCACGAGUGGAUUGUGUGACUUGCCUAUCCCCGUUUUUGACUUUUUUGGCUUUUGACUACGCGUUUCCCCCUGCUUACUUUUCAAAAAACCUCUUGCUAGUUCUCUAGCGAAUUGUUAACAUUGCUAAGCCCCUUGAAACGUCUUGUCCUUGCAUUCUCACAAUUGUCUGUCAGGCCGCCAUGCGGACAGUGUAUGAACAAACAAGAUAACGAUUCACGCCCAUCCAAUUCUGCAUGCAGAACAGAGGUGGAAAAGUAAUGACUGUGAAGAUAGAUGACUGGGUGUUAGCACUGGCUCAUUCAGUGUUCGUAAUCAUGAAAAUUUAGACAAAGAAAAAAAUAUUUAAAGCAUUUUUUUUUGUAUUCAUGAAUUUUUGUAAAGCGGUUCAUAAUUUAGGGGAAGCCCGUAACUGAAAAAAAUGUGAUGGGAAUGCAAGUUGCUCCCUUUCCCGCCAGAAAAGACUUUUUUCAAUACUACUACAAUAUAAAAUUGUAAUUUCUGACUGUUUUUAUAUAAAUCUUGCACACUUUGUAUGUGAAACGCUAAUUGUAACAUGUAUAUGCACAAAGAGAAAGAGAUUUUCUAAGUAAAAUGUUUUUUUUUCAUACAUACCCAUAAGACUUCACUUUUUAUGGCAAAAUGGGAACUAGCACCCCCUAAUGGUCAUCAUUGUUGGUUUGUGUUUAAAAAAAAAAAUGCACAAUGACCAGACUGUUCAAUACGGAAGCUGAGAGAGGACAUGCAAUAUCGUUAUUUUUUAAAAUUGUCUCCUCGAGACAAUGGAAUAAUUUUAUCGCAAUCUUGAGAAAAAGAAACUUAACCUUUGCUCCUGGCAUUAGGCUCGCUUAAAUACAGCUGAAACCUUACUAACAGUCUUCUUAAAUGAAGGACACUAACAUUAUUUUCUAAACUAAGGCAUAAACAUAUUUCAGCCUACAUCGGCCCUUGAUUGAACAAAAAUGUGACGCGAUCAAUACAGUUCUGCUCUUCUUCCAUUUCAAACAGAUCGUGGCUCCAAUAAGCUAAACAUUAAACAUUAGAUACAAUUAUUUUAUAAUUUACUGAAAGCACAAUCUUUUGUUUUAUCGAGAUCCGAUAAAAUUAGUCCGUUAUCUCGAGGAAAUAAUUUAAAAAAAUAACAAUAUUACAUGUCCUCUCUCAGCUUCUGUAGUUCAAGCACAGGUGAUGGAUGUAUUUUAUACUGUAUAAAUUCUUAAAAGUGCAAUACAAUGGGUCUGUCUUACUGUUUACGUAAACUCCCUAUUCGAAUUUUCAUUGUUUUACGAAAUAUGUUGAAUACAGUGAAAUUCUAGGUUUUCUAUGGUCAUUACUGUCACAUAAAUUAACAAUGUGGCCUUUUUCUUUUUUUGUAGCAAAAUGUAGUUGAUUUCUUAUUAAUUUAAGUAGCACCGCUAAAGGAUUUUAAUGUAGAUUUCGAAGAGACUAAUACCUAGUCCACACUAAAACCAAUGUCACAUUAUGCAAC